Messenger RNA from Vicia villosa (hairy vetch), 1937 nucleotides. RefSeq lists its product as uncharacterized. Bases 515 to 1810 code for a protein of 431 amino acids. NCBI's taxonomy places the organism in Eukaryota, Viridiplantae, Streptophyta, Magnoliopsida, Fabales, Fabaceae. The record is from RefSeq and is a predicted model, not a curated record. The transcript has 2 exons.
UCUAAACACUCCAACCAAACCGUAUGAUCUCUCUCUCUCCAUCAUCAUCAUCUCAAAAUCAAAACCAAUCUUUUUCAAAUCUUCCCCAUCAUAUUGUAAGCUGCAUAGGAUCGAAUCUUUUUCGGUUAUAAAUUAUUCAUUUUCCAUUCAAUCUUUCCUAAUUGUAUCAAUCAAAAAUUCAAUGCUUUCACCCUAAUUUCACACUAUAAAUAGCAAACGAAUUUUACAAAGAAGGAGGAGGAUGGCAGGCAAAAAAAUUGGCACAAAAAGAACUCGGUCCAGACGUGAAAAAUCGUGAAAAAAGGGGAGACGGGAGAUCGAAUUCUUGAACAAUUGAAGCCAUUCUAAGGAUUCAGAAGGAAUUUUCGACACUCUCUGAAGCAGAUACAAGCAUCACAGGCGUCUAAGCAAGAAAAUGGAUCUCGAACAAUCUGUCAAGAAUCUCCAAGCUUAAAACACUGAGUUCCAAGCCUUGAUUCUGAAUUUGUCCAAGGGGCAAGAAGAGCUGAAAACCAUGCUGACUAAAAAGAAGAAGAAGAAGGGUAAGAAGACUCAGGUGAAAAAGCUUAGACCGAUCUUGCAACUCAGGGAUGCCGAAGCCUCUGAAGACAGUGACGCGGACGAGCAAGAUGAUGAUGCUAGUGUCAAGACUGAUGUAAAAAGUAACCAUGAUUCUGCCAAGCCCUCUGAAGAAGAAGAGGACCAUUACCAUGAGGAUGAACAUCCAGACGACAAAUACAAGCUGCUUGAAGAACGUAUGAAAGCCGUGGAAAUUCAGAAGGUACCUGGGCUGGAUUUUGAAGAGCUUGGACUCGUUCCUGGGGUCGUUAUUCCUCCAAAAUUCAAAACUCCCGCCUUUGCUAAGUAUGAUGGAGUCUCCUGUCCUAAACUACACUUGAGGUCUUAUGUAAGGAAGAUUCAACCUCAUACUGCUGAUAAGAAGCUCUGGAUCCACUUUUUCCAAGAGAGCUUAUCUGGAACUCAGCUCGAAUGGUACUAUCAACUGGAAAGUACCAACAUCCGUACCUGGGAAGAUUUGGUUGUUGCUUUUUAUCAGCAAUACCAAUACAACGCUGACCUCGCGCCAACUCGCAUGCAACUACAAAGCAUGUCUAUGGGAUCCGAGGAAAGUUUCAAGGAGUAUGCUCAAAAAUUGAGAGAUCUAGCUGGAAGAGUCAAACCCUCCUUAGCUGACAGAGAAUUGGUCGAUAUGUUUAUGAGUACACUGACUGGUCCUUUCUAUAGUCAUUUGCUGGGAAGUUCAUCAUUUGGAUUCACUGAACUCAUACUGAUUGGGGAACGUGUCGAGAGUGGUAUUCGAAGUGGUAAGAUUCAAGUGGCUACAUCCUCAAGUACUACAAAGAAGCAUUUCAAUGGGAGGUCAGAUUCCAAUGCUGUGUAUGGGCAGAAAAGGAGAAAUCAUGACCAAUCUAUUGGGGCAGUUCUGAGCUCCACACUGGCGCCUCAACAAGGUCGUCAAAACAAACAAGAUACACCCAGACGUCAAUUCACAAAGAUCAAUAUGUCGCUAGCUCAAGCCUUACAACAUCUGCUAAAGGCAAAUUUGAUCACUCUGAGGGAUUCUCCUAAGAAUCCUAACACCUCUGCUCCUAGUUACAAGCCCAAUGCAAGGUGCGCAUAUCAUUCUAACAGUCUUGGACAUGACACAGAGAAUUGUUGGCCGUUGAAGAAUAAGAUCCAAGAUAUGAUCGACGCUGGUGAAAUUGAGUUCGACCCUCCUGCAACUCCUAAUGUGAUCACUGCUCCCAUGCCUAAUCACAACAAGAUUGCUAAUGAUGUGGAUGGCUAGAAAGAUAGACUUUUAGAUCAUUAGAUUUACUUUCAUUUGCAAUUUCUUUCCUGUUUGUUUAAACAUUUGACUUAUGAUAGACGUUAUUUGCUUUAAUAAUCAUCAUCAGUGCAUUGCACGUGUUUUG